This is a messenger RNA of Pseudophryne corroboree (corroboree frog), 5941 nucleotides long. RefSeq names its product membrane integral NOTCH2 associated receptor 1 (gene MINAR1). The record is from RefSeq and is a predicted model, not a curated record. Gene Ontology annotation, cellular component: plasma membrane. The transcript is spliced from 4 exons. Gene Ontology annotation, biological process: negative regulation of cell population proliferation; negative regulation of TOR signaling. Lineage: Eukaryota; Metazoa; Chordata; Amphibia; Anura; Myobatrachidae. The coding region runs from base 1001 to 3589 and encodes 862 amino acids.
GGGAAGAUAAAGGAAGAGCAACAAAUCAGGCUGCAGGAUAGAGAGACACUCUAAUGUAAAAAUGGGAUUGUAAAAAGGGGGGAUGGUGUGACAGAAAUGCCUUGCAGCCGGGUGCUGCUGGGUGCUUGGGAGAAUGAGCAACCAGGACUUCUGCGGCGGUGAAUGGUCUGGGGUCUGCAAGGCUCAGCUUUGUGUCUACUGGACACCCUUCAUUCUUGCAGCUGAGGAUGUGAGGAAAAGACCCUGCUACCAGGACGGAGGCUGUCUGUGCAUGAAACAAGGAGCGCACAGAGGAACAUAGACAUGACAGCAGCUAGCCACACAUACUACCAGACACAACACUGUUUCACUAGGAAACAAGAUAUCUGCCAAUAAAACAGACAAUAUUACGCAUAGACACAGUUAUAAAGCAAUGUGUGCUUCUCGGAGGGCAGCUGGUGAUUCUGCGUGAUAUGAUCAUUUCAUUACACAUGCACUGUAUCUGCUGAAAACACACAUCCUGCACACUGCAAGCGUCUCAUGACACCUAUGUCGGUAACGUGCACUGUGAUUUUAUAUAAACAUAAGGUAAUAAAGGCAGACAACAUCACAUAGUCAAUUGCAAAAAGCCGACGGACUGUUACUGUCACUGACAUACACAGAAACCACUGUUUACUUACAGCACCCCAUACACAUCUCUCUGCAGGAAAGAUCACAUUAACGCACACGUUGCAAAUAUGACACAGCCAAACUCAGCAGAGUUCUAAUAACACACCAGUGAGCUGUACAUUACCAAUACUGUGCACGACAGGUGCAACAUAUACACCAUGAGUGAUAGAUAGAUAUUUGCACUACAGUACUGCACACUAUACCUAUCUGAUUGUACACAGCACCACUAUAAAACAUACAUUUAGUAUCACCUGUCAACAAGGAGAAACAAACCCCGAAUAUAACAACAACCUGCUAGUUCUUGCAGUCUGCAGCCAGCACUGAGAUACAGGAGUUUGGACAUUUUAUCAUCAUGAGUGAAGCUCAGGACUCUUCCUUUCUUCUUGUGAAGAUCCUGGAAGAUUUAGACUCAAAACAAAAUUCUGUUUCUUACCAAGACCUCUGUAAAUCUCUAUGUUCUCGAUAUGAUCUACCUGAACUAGCAAAAUUGCGUAGUCUCCUAUAUUACACAGCCUGCCAAGACCCAAGCUUUCCAGCCAGCCUCUUCCGAGACAAGAUGAGGAACGCUGCUGAGAACCAACAGUCCAAAAAAAUAAUAGCUGCUGCCGAUAUAGUCACUAUAUUUAACCUGAUACAGAUGAAUGAUGGAGCUGCAAAAGAAAAACUUCCCCUUCAGCAACAGUCUCAGCAGAAAGAAGGCCUGGAGUCAGAUACUGAAGUCUACAGCAGCACAGACAUAACCCCUCAUAAGGAUGCACAGAAGAGGGAAACCAACCGGAGCUAUUCUAUCACAAGGUCCUCCAGCUGCCACAAGGAUGAAUGUGAAGGGCGUCACACGUAUCUCCCAGAACCAAAUUUCCUCCUGGGAGUUAAGCAGGAUGGUAAUGACCGAGCAGGUUCCCUGGACAGACUGCAAGCUUUGGACUCCUAUCCUAUGGUCACACCACAAUCCUGUGAAAUGCAAAGCACCUAUUUCCCUAGUCAGCCAUUAUCAGAGACAGAAUCACUGCCACCUACACCCAGCGAAGAACCUUUUAGACUUUCUGCUUCUACUGGGCAGAGAGGGAAUGUUUUUAAGGAUGAUUUUCACAACUUGGUUAGAAUGUCUCCCAAUGUCAUAACAAAAAAGAACGAGGGGAAGAUAAGCCCCAAGACGGUUUUCUUCAAUCACAGUUUUGAGAUGCCUUACAGCUCUCACUAUCUAAAUACAGCUUACUCAUCUUCUGAGGACUUCCGAAGGGCAAAGCAUGAAAGCUUAGAUGAUCUCCAGGCUUCCACGUACUUUGGUCCAACCACUGGGUCUAUACUGCAGGACCAAAAAAGGUUUCCAAACAAGCCAAAACAUCUUAUAGGAAAGCCAGUGAAAAGCUGGAGCCUAAACACUGAAGAGGUGCCAGAUUUUGAACGCUCAUUUUUUAACAGAAAGGAAGAUACUCUGUGCUACCCCAGCACUGGUUUGGUGCAGACCGCAAACUUUGUCUCAGUACCAGAGCGACAUCAUUCUUAUUUACCUGAUCUAGCACUAAAAACGAAUGGAAAGAAAUUUUGUGAGCCUCAAGAUGUGGAAAAACAAGAGGCCCUGAGGAGAUUUAGGGACAAGAGCACAAAACCACCUUCCUGUCAGUUCAGCACAGAGAAGACAGAAAGUGUUGGCACCCAGACAGAACAAACUGAUGCAAAAAAGGGAAAGGAAUCAAAUAUAUCCUCCAACUGUGGCCGUUUCAUAGAAGGUAGGCCUCGUAACCAGUCUGAAGCGGACUCUGAAAUCAUUAGUGAUGACAUAAGUGACAUAUUCAGAUUCUUAGAUGACAUGAGCCUUUGUGGAUCAUCUGGCAUUCCUCAGUCUUCCUGUUACAACAGCAGUGGUUCCUUAUCUCAUAUUCCACGUGCAGACAAUGAAAGUUCUCCAGAACAUGUAGCAAACAGAUCAAACAAACCAACCAAGGGCCCACGGGCUGAGACUAUGGAGGAAGAAGAAUUAAAAAGUAGUGUGCGAAAACUAGUCAGAAGAAUCGGGGAGAUCGAAAAGAAACUAGAGUCCCUCUCCGGAGUGCGUGAUGAGGUAUCUCAGGUGUUAGCCAAGCUGAAUAAAUUGGAUGAGAGGAUACAGCCCCCAGAGAAAGGGAAGUUGGAGAUUGAAGCUCAGUCUCACAGUGAUGCCAAUUCCAGCACAAGAGCAUCACCCAGCUCAUUCCAAGAUAAAAAUUCAUCACACAAUGGGAGCAGUGACAAAAAGUCAGAUUGCUGUUGUUCUGAUGCCAACAACGCCACCGCAGAAAGUCUGCGAGUCAAAGCCAUGAAAAAAAAUCUCUUCUCACAAAGGUCUGUCCGCUCGCUAACAGAAGACAUUACUACAAAUGAGUCUAAGCCUGGAAACUCCCAGCAUGAAUGUCGACCUUGGGGAUUUCCCAAACAGUCUAGCAUAUCUGAAGAAGAAAAGAAAGACAAAGAAGGUUUGAAUCGAGAUUGGCAUCGUAAAUCCAAAGAGGUGGAUCGCCAGCAUGAAAUACCUCAUUUGCACAGGAUGCCAAAACCAGCCAGGGAUUCCUAUAUGGUGGAGCAAGUGUUUAGUCCUCACCCUUACCCAGCAUCCCUCAAGUCGCACAUGAAAAGCAACCCCAUUUACACAGACAUGCGCCUGACCGAAAUGUCAGAGCUGAAACGAACCCAACCAUCAUGGACCAUUGAAGAGUACACACACAACUCAGGAGAGAAAGGGAGACUUACAGCACUGGAUCUCCAGACGCAGGAGUCCCUGAAUCCAAAUAAUCUGGAGUUUUGGAUGGAAGAUAUCUACACUCCGGGUUAUGACUCUUUGCUGAAAAGAAAGGAAGCAGAGUUCCGCCGAGCCAAAGUUUGCAAAAUGGCAGCUCUUAUCACCGCAGCUGCCUGCACGGUAAUCCUGGUGAUUGUGGUCCCUAUCUGCACCAUGAAAUCCUAAUCUCCAAAAAUGGACAAAGACUCAGCAUGCACUCACCAUGCAAUCUGUUCAUAAUCACUAGGCAUGGAUAAAGAGAGCUACAAUAACCAUAGGUACACACACAUUUCCUUACAACAUGAAGAGAGGGAGUUUAUAAAGUUUUCUGUGAACCCAGAUAAAAGGAGUUUGAAUUAUAGUGUGGCAUAUAAACCUUGCUGUGCAUGUAAAUGGAUUAUAGAGACUACAAAUCCUCCUACACAAGAGAUUCCCUUGGACAGUCAUCACACACUAAAGCAUUCACAGAGGAGAUACAUAAAGUUGAUACAUAUGCACAGUCCCUUGAAGAUUAUGACUUCUGCAUUUAUUUGUGUAAGGGAAAAAGGAACAGGGCAAUUAGACGACACAACGUGAACAGCCAAAGAGAUGAUGCAGCAUCUUUUGAACAGCAAUACAAAAUCAUUUCAUCUUUCGUGCCUUUCUUCAAAACAUUGACAGCAAUUAUUUAUUUUAGCAUUACAUGUAUUUAAUGUUUAUUAGUAUAUUAUGGUCUUUUAAAAGCACUUGUUUAGAACAAUGACAAACAGCCUACGACACCCUCGCUAAAAUCUCUAAUUAGCUUUCUAAACAAAAUUUUAUAUGGAGUUCUAGACCAGUGUCAAAGGCUGGCCAUGUCUGGUUUGCAGGAAACAAUAGUUUUAUGAUGACAGUGAAAGAAUGUGUUUCAAAUCAUAAUGUAUAGCAUUUAGUUUGCAACAAUGAGUGGGGUACAGCCUGUCUCCCUUUCAUUUCAACUUUAAUGAAAAUCUCAAGACUAUUUUCAAGUCAUUAGCUGGUUCUUAAGGUCUGGUUUAUGGGCCCGAUUCAGACCUGAUCGCUAUUGUGCGAAUUCGCACAGCGGACGAUUAUUGAAUGACUGUGCAUGUGUAUGCACCGCAAUGUGUAGGCGUGCGGCCAAACAGCGUCAGGAUGGUGCGAAAAAUUUGAUCGCUAGGCGUUUGCAAGGUGUUUGACAAGAAGCGGAUAUUUGGGGGUGGUAACUGACCGUUUUCUGGGAGUGUCAGGGAGUGUCAGGUUUACCAAGCGUUUUUUAAGGGAGGGUGUGUGACGUCAGUUCCAGCCUCGAUUCAGCCUGUUUGUAUAACACUGUAGGCAGAGGCGUCACCUGGUGUGGUGACACCCAGAGCGCACCCUGCAUUAUCACCCCCCCACCCCUCCCGCGGGAGCUGCUGGCGUCCGAAAGGGGGCAUGGCCUAAUCAAAAGGGGCGUGGUCUCUCUGGUCUUUUUUUCCUUCGCUCCGGGGGCAUGUCCAGCUUCCCCGAAGAUGCUGGCUGCCCCCGGAGACUGCUCAGCGUGCAGUGCCGGCUCUUAUCUGUGACAGGAGCCGAGUGCUGCAGGGAUUUAUCUCACUGCAGCACUCGGCUCCUGUCACUCCAGAAGAGCUGGCACUUUGGUGUCACUCCUUUCGAGGGGGAGACCCCGGUGCGGGCCGCACCCGCCUUCUGACGCCACUGACUUUAGGAGUAAGUCCUGGACUACGCACAGACUGGAAAAAUCAUUAGAUGGUGAGUGAGUUGCAAAUGGAUUUGCAGCUGUCCGCUUUUUGGUGGAAUUUUUGCAUGGCGUACACAUGCAUUCGCACACUUGUAUGGGGCAGGUUUUCACUCUCCCUGGGCAGCAACUAUCUGAUCGCAGACCUCUGCAAAUUUGCAGCACAGCGAUCAGGUCUGAAUUAGGCCCUAUAUUUAAAGCAAUUCCGUAAGAAACAGAUUGGUUGUAGAUUUGCGUAAGUGCUCUAAGCGUAAGAUUUCUGCAGGUGACCCAACUCAUAGCAAAAACAGACACAGUCUCAUAUAUUAAAAGGGCAAGCUAUUUUCUUAAUAUUGAUUAUCUUAAAAAUCUGCACAUACUAAUGUCACAAAUAUUUACUGAGAAAAGACGUUACAGUUUUCAUAAAUUGUAUGUGUAUAUAGAUAUAUAGAUAUAUAUCUCUAUAAAUACACACUGAAUGUGUAAGGAUAUGCAUUGUACUCAAUAAAACUAUAAGCAUGAAUUCUAUAUGAUAUAAAUAAAUAAAUAUAUAGAUAUUAAGAGUCCAUAUGAUGUCCUCUGAACUAGGUGUUAUUGAUGGUAGGCUAGGUUUGGACUAAGAUCUCCUAAUGGCUUUUGGCACUCUAAGAUGGCUGACAGGGACAAUUCCCGGUAAUUUGCAAAGAGUGGAAGAAAAACAAGCAUUAUUUGUUACUAUCAACAUAUCUAAUGAGGACUGUUUAUGCUAAUCUUUAUAAAGAUUAACUUGUGUAAUAUCGCUGGACAAGAUGAAUGUAUAGUAUAGGAAAAGAUCAUAUUAUUUAAAUAAAUAUAUUUGAAAUGGA